AGAGUCAACCAAACCAACAAAAUAUAUCUUCUUGCGGGGCGUUUUGUUUAUGCCACGAUAGCUUUUAAAAUAAAUAAAUGCAUCGAAACACUAUUUAAAAGACAAUUUAAAUAAAAACCUAAAUAAGAAAUAACAAAACAAUAACCAUGGGUGACGGAAAGAUUUGCGAUAUUUCCGAUGAAGUACGUGACGAAUUAAAGAAGUUUCGCUUUAGGAAGAAUUCCUCAAAUUCAGCACUGAUAUUAAAAGUUGAUCGUGAAAAACAAAUCGUUGUUUUAGACGAACUUAUCGAUGAUAUCUCAGUGGAUGAGUUGCAGGAUGUCCUGCCAGGACAUCAGCCGAGAUAUGUCAUCUACACCUACAAAAUGGUGCAUGAUGACCAAAGAAUUUCUUAUCCGAUGUGCUUCAUAUUCUACACUCCAAGAGACAGUCAGAUUGAAUUACAAAUGAUGUAUGCAUGCACAAAGAGUGCAUUACAGCGUGAAGUUGACUUGACCAGAGUCUAUGAAAUUCGUGAAUUGGACGAGUUAACUGAAGAAUGGCUCAAAGAGAAACUCAAGUAGAUGUUUUUUGAAGCCAUAUGGGAUCUGUGUUCAAUAACAAUUUUAAUACCAACGACAACAUACCAAAAUAAUAUUCUAUUUUAAAGUAUUUACGCAAAAGAACGUAUACUAAUUUUUUUAAGGUAUUAAUUUCGUAAAGCAAUAACAGGUCAAAACAAUUUUAUAGUUUGACUAUCAUAAUUUAAUAAAACAACAAAUAAAAGACAAAAUGACAUAUUCAAAAAGUAGAAAUUUAAGAUACCAUUUAAUAUAUACACAACACAAAACUUACAUAGAAGUAUUGUUCUUUUUUUACAUUGAUAAAUUUAAUUGAUACACGAGAAAACAAAAAUAUAAUCCAUUAAAUGAAGCUAUGCUUGCCAAAAAAUA
Eupeodes corollae is the source of this 932-nucleotide messenger RNA. RefSeq names its product glia maturation factor beta (gene GMF). The record is from RefSeq and is a predicted model, not a curated record. NCBI's taxonomy places the organism in Eukaryota, Metazoa, Arthropoda, Insecta, Diptera, Syrphidae. Gene Ontology annotation, molecular function: Arp2/3 complex binding; actin binding. Gene Ontology annotation, cellular component: actin cortical patch. Gene Ontology annotation, biological process: negative regulation of Arp2/3 complex-mediated actin nucleation; actin filament debranching. The transcript is spliced from 4 exons. The coding region runs from base 147 to 563 and encodes 138 amino acids.